Saccoglossus kowalevskii is the source of this 1194-nucleotide messenger RNA. Its product is annotated as zinc finger protein 862-like. The record is from RefSeq and is a predicted model, not a curated record. NCBI's taxonomy places the organism in Eukaryota, Metazoa, Hemichordata, Enteropneusta, Harrimaniidae.
AUGAAUCAGCUAAUAUCAGACAUAAAAUAUAUCAAGUUCACUGGAGAAACAUGUGAAGUAAAAACUGCCUUUGUUAAUAUGUAUGAUCUUGCUGAUGGAACAGCUGUCUCAAUUACCAAGAGCACUGAAGAUUUAUUUGAGAAAAAGUCCAUAUCUUUCAAUAGCUGUGCAGGAUUGGGAUCUGAUGGAGCUGCUGUAAUGGUGGGGAAAAGAAAUGGGAAAAUACUUGGAGAUCCUCAGCUAAAACUGAAGGAAGCCAAAGAAGUGCGAUGGCUAUCACAUCAAUGUGCAGUGUCAACCUUGAAGAGAUGUUUACCAGCAGUUUUCAUGAGUUUGGAAAGAGAGGGGUCAGAGCGACAUGAUGCUACAGCAGCCGGCUUGGCAUCUUUCUUGAAGGAAUACAAGUUUGUAGCCACUCUGUAUAUGCUGUGUGAUAUAUUGCCUCACCUGACCAGAUUAUCACUACUCUUUCAGCGUGGGAAUGUUGUCCUUUCAUUGAUUGACCCUGUUGUAUCAAGUACAAUAACAACAAUCAGGCAUUUGGCAUAUCAUGAAGGUGACAAUAUUAAACAUCUUGAUGCAAAUGGAUAUGACGAAGCAUUAUUAGAGCAUAUUACUCUACCUACUGAAGUUGCAAAGACAGAAUUCAAAACCCAGAUAUACUAUAAAUAUAUAGACAGUGUGACAUUAAAUCUUGAGGAAAGAUUCCCAGAUAUAAAGUUAGUUAGCAGUUUCACAGUGUUUGAUCCCAGUUUCAUCACAACUAGUCAUGAGGAUGUUAUGGAAGAUGCCGGUCAGAAAGAGAAACUGGAGAUACUGUGUGAACAUUAUUCUCUUGAUGAAGAAGUGGUUUUCUCUGAGUGGGAUUUAUUCAAAGAAACAAUGAUGAGGAAUAAGAACAAGCCAUAUCAUGACAUCCUCAAGAUGCUCACUUCAGUCUACAAGGAAUUGUUUCCCAACUUAAGCAAGAUGGCAGCUGUUGCAAUGGUUCUCCCAGUAUCAACUGUAGAUUGUGAAAGAGGUUUCUCCACAAUGGCACGAGUGAAGACAGAAUCCAGAAACAGGUUAUCAGAAAAGGUUUUGAACUGGCUGAUGAUGAUCAAGGUAGAGGGUCCACCUAUUUCUCAGUUCAACUUCACCAAAGUUGUAGAGAAAUGGGCCAAUGUGAAGACCAGACGAAUCUCAAUUAUUUAG